This is a messenger RNA of Eimeria acervulina, 2634 nucleotides long. RefSeq lists its product as hypothetical. The transcript is spliced from 4 exons. Bases 1 to 2634 code for a protein of 877 amino acids. NCBI's taxonomy places the organism in Eukaryota, Apicomplexa, Conoidasida, Eucoccidiorida, Eimeriidae. Gene Ontology annotation, molecular function: protein binding. The record is from RefSeq and is a predicted model, not a curated record.
AUGGCUUCUCCUGCCGUCUCCUCUCCAUACGCAGCCGCAACCAACGGCAGCAGCAGCAGCAGCAGCAGCAGCAGCAAUAGCAAUAGCGGGCGUUUUGCGGCUGCUUCUCCAACGCCGCGGCCUGAUGCUGCAGCGGCCUCCCCCUUCGUCAAGGGGGAUGGCAGCAGCAGCAGCAGCAGCAGCAGCAGCAGCAGCUUCAAGCCCCCUAGCAGCUUGCUGCAGCAGGUGGGUUUGAUAGAGAAGCAGGCGCAUGCACGCAGCAGCAGUUGCUGCUGCUGCAGCGAUCGGCAUGUCUUCGUUGGUGGCUCCGGGCUUGUGGGGACUGUCUUCGUUUACCGCAUCGUCCCUCAUCACCAGCAGCAGCAGCAGCAGCAGCAGCAGCAAGAGCAGCAGCAGCAGCAGCAGCAGCAGGGACUGGAGUUUGUGGGGUUGCUGGGGCGCAUGGCGUCGCAAGUACAGAAAGUGCUUUUAAACCCCCAAGGAGACACUUUGCUCGCUUUAACUCAAGCAGGGUUGUGCUACGUGUGGGGCGUUGAUGAGGAUUCGUUGGCUUCGUUGCAGCGCACGACAGCAACAGCUUUAUUUCAGUCUCCUGCAGCAGCAGCAGCAGCAGCAGCAGCAGCUUGGCGCAGCAGCAGCAGCAGCUCUUUGUGGGCUCGAAGGGACUCCUUCUUCCCGUCUCCUGUUGCUGACGAGUUGCUGCAGCACGGUUUAUAUGACUCAUCUCAGGUGUACAUACACCUGCUGCUUAACUCUCCUUCUCCUCGCUGUGUCUUGGGAGCCCACGGGCGCGGCUUUGCUGCUCUAGGGGCCCCUGCUGCUGCUGCUGGCAGCAGCAGCAGCAGCAGCAGCAGGGUGGGAGACGAUCUGCAGACGGUAGAGUUCUUACAAGACGGCCGUCUUGUUGCUGCUGCUGCUGCUGCUCCAUCAGCCUAUCCUAUUGGGAUAUAUGAAACGCAGCAGGGGCAUUUACUUGCUGCAUUUGCUGCUCCUGCUGUCUUUAUACCCACGCGAACCGCCAGCAGCAGCAGCAGCAGCAGCAGCAGCAGCAGCGGGGAGGACGGCACGGCUGUGCUGCUCUGCAGCUUCCCUGCUUUAGCGCUAGACCGCUCGCGCCCCCCUGCUGCUGCUGCUGCUGCCAGCCCCGGAGCCGCAGCAACAGCAGCAACAACACCAACAGCAGCAGCACCAGCAGCAGCAGCAAAAGGCAGGUGGCUUGCUGCAGCAGCAGACGUAGGCGGCUGCCUGGCAACAGCUUUCAUUGAAGAUGAUAAAAUUUUGGAGUUGCAGCGGCAGUUCGAGAGCAGCAGCAAGAAGCAGCAGCAAGCAGCAGCAGCUGCUGCUGCUGCUGCAGGCGGGGACGCAGCUGCAGCAGCAGCUGCUGCUGCUGCAGCUGCUGCUGAGCAGCGGGUUCCUGUUGUGCCUCAAGUGCUGCCGCUGCAAGCCUUCUACAUCAAUGAGAGAGCUGCCACUGCCGUGUCUCUCGUGUGGCGCCCAAGGCGGCGCAUCGUCCCUGGCAGCAGCAGCAGCAGCACCAGCAGUAGCAGCAGCCUUCAUUUGCUGCUGGGUUGCUCUGACGGGUUUAUAAGGGUCUGCGCCUUUGUGCCGCACACGCCUAUGAAGGUGGCUUUGCAGCAGCAGCAGCAGCAGCAACAGCCGCAGCAGCAGCUGCAAGUUCAAGUGUUUCCGCUGCUGCGACUGAAGAGCGUCACUCUCUCUCGUAUUGCCCGCGGGACUCAGAACGCAAGUCUCUGCGACCUGGUGUACGUACACCUCAGCCCCAGGCGUGCGGUGCUGCUGGCCAGUUGUAAUGCUGUAGAGAUGCCUCCAGAUUGCUGCUGCCUCCCGAUGGGGGCGCCCAUAGCAGCAGCAGCAGCAGCAGACAACAGCAGCAGCAGCAGCAGCAGCAGCAACUAUGGGUUUUACGAGGUAAGGGCAGCAGAAACAAGUGCAGAGGGACUGGAGACCGUCACUGAAGUGCUGCAGAGACACCUCAGCUUCAUUGUAGGUCUUGCAUGCUCGCAUACAGCAGCAACUGUGGUUAGUCUUGCUGCAGACGGCCACCUAGUUGUCUUUGCUAGAAAGGAUGCUCUUGCUGCUGCUGCUGCUGCAGCUGCUGCAGCAGCUGCUGCCGCUGCUGCUUCCAGUGCAGUGUUGCCGCAGGACGCCGCUGCAGCAGAAGAGCCGUCCAGUCAGCAGCAGCAGCAGCAGCAGCAGGAACAGCAGCAGCAGCAACAGCAGCAGCAGCAGCAGGGUGAUGCUUCUAGUGCACCUUCCUUAGAAGGACCUGCCGCUGCUUCGGGCGAAGCAGGGGCAGCAGCACCAGCAGCAACAGCAGCAGCCGCAGCAGCAACAGCAGCACACAGCCCCUUGGCUGAUGCUUUAGAGGCAGAGCCCGCAAAGAAGCGGCAGCAUAUAAGUGAAGAGCAGCAACUUGCUGCUUCGGCUGCUGAGACCCCAGCAGCAGCAAGCACAACAGCAGCAGACAGUGCAGCAGCAGACAGUGUAGCAGCAAACAGUGCAGAAGCAGCUACUGCAGUGCCGACACCAUUCGAGGCUGACGCAGCACCUGCAGCAGCAGCAGCAGCAGCAGCAGCAGCAGACUCCGGUAAAUCUCUCUUUGAACCAUCUUAG